Arabis nemorensis is the source of this 1806-nucleotide messenger RNA. Lineage: Eukaryota; Viridiplantae; Streptophyta; Magnoliopsida; Brassicales; Brassicaceae. The record is from the annotation of a GenBank genome assembly.
AUGAGAGACGACAAAUCCCAAAAAAGCAAGUUGUCAUGGUCCAAGAAGAUGGUUAGGAAAUGGUUCAACAUCAAAAGCAAAACGGAAGAGUUUCAAGCAGAUGUUUCUGUUUCUGUUCCUCAAGGUGUUGAAGUUGAGCACAGAAGUAGCUUCUCAGAGAGGGAACCUUGCACAAUCAAGAAGACCAAAACUGAGAAACUCAAUAAGAAUUGGGAACAGCAAUCUAGACAAAGGAGAAUGAACUAUGAAAAUCCAAGAAUCAUUGAUGUCCAAAACUAUAGCAUCUUUGUAGCUACAUGGAACGUUGCUGGACGCUCUCCUCCUGCAGAUCUAAACCUCGACGAAUGGCUUCAUUCCUCAGCUCCUGCAGAUAUAUACGUACUCGGUUUCCAAGAGAUUGUUCCUCUAAAUGCCGGUAAUGUUCUUGGAGCUGAAGAUAACGGUCCUGCCAAAAAAUGGCAUUCCCUCAUCAGGAAAACGCUCAAUAACCUCCCCGGGACAAGCAGUGUCUGUCAUACGCCGUCGCCUAUUCCUGUCCCCAUUGCAGAGAUUGAUGCUGACUUCUCAGGAUCUUCGAGGCAAAAGAACGCGACUUUCUAUAACAGACGGUCUUUCCAGACCCCAAGCAUAUGGAGGAUGGAGGAGAAUGAUCCUUCAGUCUCACAGCCACGGCUUGACCGUCGUUUCAGCGUUUGUGAUCGCGUCUUCUUUAGUCAUAGACCAAGUGAUUUCGACCCGAGCUUCAGGUCUAGUCACAGGCCUAGUGAUUACUCAAGAAGGCCAAGUGAUUAUUACUCUAGGCCAAGUGAUUACUCUAGACCAAGUGAUUAUUACUCUAGGCCGAGCGAUUAUUCUCGGCCUAGUGAUGUAUCCCGGUGGGGCUCCUCGGAUGAUGAUAACGGUCCAGGGGAUUCCCCCAGCACAGUCUUGAACUCACCGGGGUCAUGUCCUGGCUCUGCAUCAAAUGAGAACGGCUAUAGAAUCCCGUGGAACUCAUCGCAAUACUGUCUGGUUGCAAGCAAACAAAUGGUUGGUAUCUUUUUAACAAUUUGGGUGAAAAGCGAGUUACGAGAACAUGUCAAGAACAUGAAAGUAUCUUGUGUUGGCAGAGGACUUAUGGGUUAUCUCGGAAAUAAGGGAUCAAUCUCAAUUAGUAUGUUGCUCCACCAAACAAGCUUUUGCUUUGUCUGUACACACUUGACCUCAGGACAAAAAGAAGGUGAUGAACUAAGGAGAAACUCCGAUGUCAUGGAGAUACUCAAGAAAACGAGGUUUCCUCGUGUCCAUAGUUCAAAGCACGAUGAGAAGUCCCCAGAGAAUAUCCUUCAGCAUGAUCGAGUAAUAUGGCUCGGGGACCUGAAUUACCGGAUAGCACUCUCUUAUCGAUCAGCAAAAGCACUUGUCGAGAUGCAAAACUGGAGGGCAUUACUAGAGAAUGAUCAGUUACGGAUAGAGCAAAGACGAGGCCAUGUGUUUAAAGGAUGGAACGAAGGGAAGAUUUACUUCCCACCAACUUAUAAAUACUCGACUAACUCGGAUAGAUAUGCAGGAGAUGAUUUGCAUCCAAAGGAGAAACGUCGCACUCCUGCUUGGUGUGAUCGGAUAUUAUGGCAUGGAGAAGGACUGCAUCAGUUAUCUUAUGUAAGAGGAGAGUCACGGUUCUCGGAUCAUAGACCGGUUUAUGGCAUAUUCAACGCAGAGGUUGAGUCAAAUCACAAGAGACUAAAGCAAACCGCCACUGCAAGGGUUGAAGCUGAAGAACUCUUACCUUACUACCGCGGAUACACCGAGCUAACUUUUUUCUAA